Messenger RNA from Camelina sativa (false flax), 830 nucleotides. The record is from RefSeq and is a predicted model, not a curated record. NCBI's taxonomy places the organism in Eukaryota, Viridiplantae, Streptophyta, Magnoliopsida, Brassicales, Brassicaceae.
CAAGAGUUGGAGAGACACAGUGACUCACACAUACCCAUAUUACAUUCGACGGUAUAAUGGCCACAAAACCAGGAGUCCUCACCGAUUGGCCUUGGACACCCCUCGGGAGCUUCAAGUACAUAGUAGUAGCACCAUGGGUGGUCCACAGCACAUACAGGUUUGUGACAGAUGAUCCGGAGAAGAGGGAUAUCGGGUACUCCCUCGUAUUCCCCUUCUUGCUCUUCAGAAUUCUGCACAACCAGGUUUGGAUCUCUCUGUCCCGUUACUAUACGUCCAAGGGAAAGAGGCGCAUCGUCGACAAGGGCAUCGACUUCAAUCAAGUCGAUAGGGAAACCAAUUGGGAUGACCAAAUACUGUUCAACGGAGUGCUGUUUUAUACAGGCAUCUGCCUGUUGCCGGAGGCCAAGCAACUUCCUUGGUGGAGGACCGACGGAGUGUUGAUGGCGGCGCUGCUUCACGCUGGACCGGUGGAGUUCCUCUAUUAUUGGCUCCACAAAGCUCUCCACCACCACUAUCUUUACUCCCGCUACCAUUCCCACCACCACUCAUCUAUCGUCACUGAACCCAUCACUUCGGUGAUACAUCCGUUUGCCGAGCACAUAGCGUACUUCAUGCUCUUCGCGAUACCACUACUUACGACGUUGCUAACGAAAACGGCGUCCAUAGCCUCGUUUGCGGGAUACGUAAUCUACAUAGACGUUAUGAAUAACAUGGGACACUGCAAUUUCGAGCUCAUCCCCAAGCGUCUUUUCCACCUCUUUCCUCCCCUCAAGUUCCUCUGUUACACUCCCUCGUAAGUCAUUUACAUCUCUUAAUUAUGUUUCAUAAUU